Calypte anna (Anna's hummingbird) is the source of this 1945-nucleotide messenger RNA. It is a transcript of the gene RDH10, whose product is annotated as retinol dehydrogenase 10. Bases 411 to 1442 code for a protein of 343 amino acids. The record is from RefSeq and is a predicted model, not a curated record. Lineage: Eukaryota; Metazoa; Chordata; Aves; Apodiformes; Trochilidae. Gene Ontology annotation, molecular function: oxidoreductase activity, acting on the CH-OH group of donors, NAD or NADP as acceptor. Gene Ontology annotation, cellular component: lipid droplet. The transcript is spliced from 7 exons.
GCGGCCCGCCCUAUAUAGGGGGCCGAGCGAGUAAGAUGUUCACUGCCAGUAGCGGGGCCGCGGGUGUGAGGGGACGGGGCGGCGGCGGGCGGGCAGCGCCGUGUCCCGGUUGCUUCCGUGACGAGUGUGACUGAGGCAGGGCGCGGGGCCGCGGCGGUGCCCGGCUCCGAGUGAGAGCGGCGCGGAAAGGGGGAGCUCGGCCCCGGGACCCUCAGCAGCGGGAGCGGAGUUCUCCCUCCCUGCUCGCAGCGGGAGGUCCCGGGCAAGGGCGGCCCCAGGUCGGGGAACCGGGCGGCGAGGAGGAGCCGCCUCGGGAAGGUUCAGCGCCGCCGGCGUCCGUCCCCUCAGGCUCCGCGGGCGGCCGUGCCGGGACGCGCGGGUCCCCCGCCGCUCCCUCGGUGUCCGGCAGCAUGAACAUCCUGCUGGAGCUCUUCGUGGUGACUUUCAGAGUGCUGUGGGCUUUCGUGCUGGCCGCCGCCAAGUGGCUGGUGCGGCCCAAAGAGAAGAGCGUGGCGGGGCAGGUGUGCCUGAUCACCGGGGCGGGCAGCGGCCUGGGCCGCCUCUUCGCCCUGGAGUUUGCCCGACGCCGGGCGCUGUUGGUGCUGUGGGACAUCAACACUCAAAGCAACGAGGAGACGGCGGGCAUGGUGCGCCACAUCUACCGGGAGAUGGCCGAGGCGGCCGCCGCCACCGCCCCGAGAGUAGCUGGAGAUGGAGAAAAAGAUGCACCGUCCCAAUGCACCUUGCAGGUUUACACAUACACCUGUGAUGUGGGCAAAAGAGAAAAUGUCUACUCAACAGCUGAGAGGGUCCGCAAGGAGGUUGGCGAGGUGUCUGUCCUGGUUAACAACGCUGGUGUGGUCUCCGGGCACCAUCUUCUGGAGUGUCCUGAUGAACUUAUUGAGAGGACCAUGAUGGUCAACUGUCACGCACACUUCUGGACCACUAAAGCAUUCCUGCCCAAGAUGCUGGAAAUGAACCAUGGACACAUCGUGACAGUUGCAAGUUCCUUGGGAUUGUUCAGUACUGCUGGAGUGGAGGAUUACUGUGCCAGCAAAUUUGGAGCUGUGGGUUUCCACGAGUCUUUGAGCCAUGAACUGAAGGCUGCUGAAAAGGACGGAAUCAAAACAACUUUAGUCUGCCCUUAUCUUGUAGAUACAGGAAUGUUCAGAGGGUGCAGGAUCAGAAAAGAAAUUGAGUCUUUCCUGCCACCCUUGAAACCAGAGUACUGUGUGAAGCAGGCUAUGAGAGCUAUCCUUACAGACCAGCCAAUGAUCUGCACACCUCGUCUCAUGUAUAUGGUCACCUUCAUGAAAAGCAUUCUGCCCUUUGAAGCAGUUGUAUGCAUGUACCGAUUUUUGGGAGCAGACAAGUGUAUGUACCCUUUCAUUGCUCAAAGGAAACAGGCUACAAACAACAAUGAAGCAAAGAAUGGAAUGUAACACUAUUUUGGAUGGACUAACAUUUAGAGAGUUCUGCUACCCCCUGAGGAAGCUGUUGUAUUAAAUUUCUGUAACUGGACUUGUGCCUAAAAGACAAAGCAACUCAGCUGAGAUACAAACUGUUUAUGUAAGUUCUGGUCAUAUGCCAAUUAUUAGCAAAGGAAAAAUAGAAUUAACGCCUGAUGCAACUCUACAUGCAGAAUAUGAAAGGGUGUAAACAUUUUUUUUGAGUUGUACUCACAUUGUAGAACAGCAAAUGACAUUUUUACAGUAUUUUUUGUAAAGCGAACAAUUUUGUGCCUUGAAUAAUUUGGUAAUCUGUAUUAGUGAAGCAUUGUAAAAGUGAACUUCUACCUCUGUAUCUUAAUGUAUACCAUCCACUUGUAAACUACUAUUGGACAAAUUGUGAUUACUUUUUUUAGAAUGUCUUGUUAAAUAGUGACCAAUGCCUGUGGUUAUUAAAGUGAGCCACCGUUUCCUUAAAGCAGUGGUUGCAAUGCUUC